UAUAACUAGCAGGCGUUGCAAUUUCGGAAUCUGUCCUUGUAUGAUGGCGGACGAAAAUUUCCACUGGAGAAACCGCAACGCAUAGCCUACCCUGAAUACGGAAAAAAAAUGAAAAAAUAAAACUAAUAAACCGAGUCCGGACGGACUGUAGCCUACACCGUCGUCAAAACAAUCGGGCUCAUUCCGGAAGAUGUCAAGGUUGCAAGCUCGGAAAUAAAGCUGUUUUAAUUUUGAUCAUUUGAGAAUGAAUACCGGUAACUCAUUUGAUUUCAAAGCGUUAUUUGUACAGUCAACUCUUGUGGAUGAGGAGGAUUUUGGAGCUCGAGCAAGCCUACUCGCAUGAGCUGCAUCAUUUUGGGAGGUGACAGACACUGUGGCUUGUGGGAUCUUCUUCUUGGUAGAAGGGAGACACAGGACUGUGCAAGACAGCUGUUUGCACCAAGAGCCCUAGGAACGCUGGCCCUGAGAAGUAGGAGUCAUGAGUGCUCAGGAGGUGCCUACCAAUCCUGCGCAGGAACAGGUUGACACGGGGGAUGGAGUCCCAGAUGGCCCCACCGCUACCCCGACGACCGCCACCCUCGCUGUCCCGGUCACAAUAAAGAAGGAGCCUGGCACGCAGGGGACCAGUAAUGGGAAAGAUGUGCCUGCCGAGAUCUGCGUGGUCCUCGGUGGAGGAGGAAAGUCUCGCAAUGACCAGACCCAGGGCUCCUAUGUUUGUGGGAUAUGUGGGAAGAAAUAUAAGUACUACAACUGCUUUCAGACGCACGUCCGUGCCCACAGAGAGUCCGAUAGCAUGCCAGGGGAGGGUGCACCACCAGCUCCCAACAAUAGCUUCCGCUACUCCUGUGACAUCUGCGGGAAGAAAUACAAGUACUACAGCUGCUUCCAGGAGCAUCGUGACCUGCAUGCUGUUGACGACCCAUAUGAGCAGGUGGUUCUAGGACCUGUGGAAGACCUCAAGGAGGAGCCGCCAGUGGAACCAUUCCAGAAAAUGGGACCAAAAACUGGGAGCUACGUGUGUGAGUUCUGUGGGAAGCAGUACAAGUACUUCAACCCAUACCAGGAACAUGUGGCUCUUCACCAACCAACGAAUUGGUCCUUCGAUAAUAUGAAGUCGCCUCGGUCACGUGGAAGUGUGGGUGGAAACAUGGACGUCAGCAAGUACAGUGCCACUAAAUUAGAAACCGACAGUCCCUUCAGUCGGAAAAUAGAGAGCAAAACCCAGUCCAGCUUGGUGGACACCAACAGUUCCCAGAACUCAAGCGGUACUCCAAGCCCCCUGGUGACCGGUUCGUUCCCUGCGUCACAGAAACCCUACACAUGUGGCGCCUGUGGCAUCCCGUUCCAGUUCUACAACAACCUGCUGGAGCACAUGCAGUCCCACGCUGCGGAUAAUGAAAAGCAUACCAAAGGGGAGUCUCCAAAGACAUCACCGGGCCCAGCCUCACAGGACCAGUUAUGGAGGUCCCCCCAGCCCCAGCAUCAGGCCCAAGCUCAAAUAGUUCAAGUCCAGAUACAGGCUCAAUCCCAGGCUGCACAGAGAAAACACUCCAUCAACCAGAACAGUGGUGGGUUACCGGAGAAGGAAAGGCAACAGGUAGCCGAGCGUCUCCUGAGGGUGAUGUGUACAGACCUGGGCAUGCUCAACAUGCUCAACAGCAAGGACUUCCUGAAGCUAGCCCAGACCCUGGUGGACACGGGUGCCCGCCACGGUGCCUACUCCACCCGCGAUGCCCUGGGCAACAUGAGCUCUCUGGCCCUACGCCAGCUUCCCCGCAUGUACAACCAGGUCAAGGUGAAGGUGACUUGCGCCCUGGGUUCCAACUCCUACCUGGGCAUUGCCGUCACCUGCCACUCCCAAACAGUGGGGCCUGAUGCCUGCCUAGUGCUGACAGCCUACCAGGUGGAGGGGUCCAGGCUCAAGCGCUAUGUUUUAGGCGUCAAGGAGGCAGACCUGAGGGAGGCGCCAGAGCAGGUGCACCAGUGGACACAGAACGUGCUGUCGGAGUUCGUCAUGUCAGACAUCCGCACGGUGUACGUGACUGAGCCACGGGUGGGGGUGGGGGGCUUGCCGCUGGGUGGAGGCGGGCGGAGGAGGGUGUGCCUGCGGUGUGCCGGGUGCUCGUUGAGUGCUGUGGUUCAAGCGGUGCUGGGGAAGCACAGCUUGCAGGCAAGGGGGCUCCACGAGCUGGCUGAGCUGUUGGCUGCCUGCCACGACAUCGCCGCCUCCACCAGCCUCUUGUCCACCAGCGCCGCCACGGAUGAGGGCAUGUCUAACCCCUCCACUCCCCCUGGGCUCAGCUCCACUCCUCCCUGCUGGGACCGUAUGGCUGAGGCCCUCCUUCAGGUGCACUCCCACUUUGAGCAGAUCUUCGAGGCGUAUGGGAGGAGCAAGGCCACGGCUUCCACACUGCAGGGCCUCAACAAGCACCUUCUAGAGACACUGACCUGCCUGUUGGCCCCUCUGCGCCUGGCCGCCCUGGAACUCAGCAGCCAGAGGAGGCCAACCCUGCAACAGGUGCUACCUGUCUACCUGCGCUUGGAGAAACUGUUCACCUCCAAGGCUGGGGAAGUGGGGACCUCCAGCAAACUCUGCCAUUACUUUCUGGAAGCUCUUAAGGAGAACUUCAAGGUGGAGAAAGCCCACCAGGUAGCCAUGGUGCUGGACCCCCAGCUGAAGCUGCGUCCUGUCCCAGCCUACCAGCAAGAGGAGAUCAUCGCCCACGCCUGCGAGAUGGCCACAGACGCCCGCGACGGUGGGGGGUCCGGAGGUGAGGAUGUGGAUGGACCCUCAACACUCAAACGGCUCCGCGUGGACGUCCCCAGGGGCGUGGUGAAUGCCAGAGGGGUAGUAGCUGUGUCGUCGGGUGAGGCGUCGUCAGAUGAAUGCCAGACCCAGGUGAGACAGGAGGUGUUCCAGUAUCUGGCUGAACCGCUCCUCCAGGGUACCAACCCAGACCUCUUCCACUACUGGAGCACCACUGUGGGCGACCGCUACCCCAGACUGGCACGCCUGGCACUGUGGCUGCUGGCCGUGCCCGCUGUGGGUGUCCGCAGCGAGUGCGUGAGCGUCUGCGAACAGAGCUUGGCCAUGAAGAGGAGGCAGCAGGUCACCGCCGAGGAGAUGAACAAACUCAUCUUCCUGCGCUCCAACAUGGCCUGAAUGUUACGGUCCGACCAAUAAGUCUGACCGAACCACGACCAUAGCUCGACUGUCCUAGACCGACCCACCAACGACUACACAGACUUUCUACAGCGGGAUAGCGGAACCCAUAGUGCCAUCUUCUCAAGAUGCUGAUCAAACUGUGGUUAGUGCCAAAUGCAACAAAGAAAAAAUGUAUUAUCAGGGGUUGAAUUUGCUUUUAAAAAUGAUAGGAUAAAUGACAAGGAUAGUAAGUAAGGGGUGUUGCGUCUGGUGCUAGCUAGUAACCGCUGUUAUUAGUAACCGCUGUUAUUCUUUGGCCCUUAAAGAUCUUGCUUUCACUGAAUCACUUCUGACCCUUAUGUGUCGAAGUCAAUUUCAUGCCUUUACUAUGUUAUCAAACUGCCGUCUUUUUACAAUUUCUUCAAUGGCUUGUAGUUGUCUGGCUUUAGUAGCCCUUUGAAGGACUAAAGGCGGAAGAUUGGCCUUCGGUGGUUGUGUAUGGUCUGGCAUCACAUCCGUUCUGGACAAUGGUGCCAUUGAAGUGAUCUGUUACUGAGUGACUAUACUGAAUGACUUGAUGGUUGGGGUGGGUGUGAUUAGGAACUCGUCGGCCGGAUUGCUAUAUAUAUUUUAGUAAUAAUACAUUCAAUAGAAAGAGGAAAAGAGAACUUAAAUGAAGUGGGCCUCCAACCCCACCCAGCCAACAUGUUUCCAUCCAACUCUCCACACCUGGAAACCAUGUUUCCAUCCAACUCCCCACACCUGGAAACCAUGUUUCCAUCCAACUCCCCACACCUGGAAACCAUGUUUCCAUCCAACUCUCCACACCUGGAAACCAUGUUUCCAUCCAACUCUCCACACCUGGAAACCAUGUUUCCAUCCAACUCCCCACACCUGGAAACCAUGUUUCCAUCCAACUCCCCACACCUGGAAACCAUGUUUCCAUCCAACUCCCCACACCUGGAAACCAUGUUUCCCCACCCCCCUAGAAACUAGGUUUGCUCGUCAGUCAGCACUCCCCCCUCCAGGUGAGCAGAGGUGUCGAAAGCAUUCCACAGGGAUGCUGGCCCAUGUUGACUCUAAUGCUUUCCACAGUUGUGAAGUUGGCUGGAUGUCCUCUGGAUGGUGGACCAUUCUUGAGACACACACAGGAAAAUGUUGAGCGUGAAUACAACAUCGUUGCACCUACUACCAUACCCCGUUCAAAGGCACUUCAAAAUGUUGUCUUGCCCAUUCACCCUCUGAAUGGCACACAUAGAUAAUCUAUCCAAUUUAUUAUAAUUUAUUAUUUUGGGCUUUAUACAUUUUAUUUGUAUGUAUUAGGCUUUAGCUAAGAUUAUUCUUUAGAGUCAAGUAUAUUUGUCCAGGCCUCAAUUGUUCCUUGAUUAGCACCAUUCAUUCUCGCUGUGGAUAAUUCUGAUAUUAGAGCUUCUAACAGUAACUGUAUCCACUGGAGAAUUGGGAGAGAGUGAGGUGAUUGCCAUCUAAGACACAACAGCUUUUUUUUGCGGCAAUGCUGCCUGCCAGCAGUUAAUCAUCCCUUAUUGAGAGGUUCAAGGAGCUAUCGUUGUUAAUUAACAUAAUAGAUGCAAAGCAUUGAAUAUUUACAUUGAUGCACAUUUAACUGCAGGGCACUCCCACAUAAUUUGAAAAAUGUGCCUACCUGAUUUAGGGGACACAGUGAACAGUUGGGAGUUGGGGCCAAUUUUAUCAUAAAACACAUCCUUGGUGAUAAAUACAGUCUGUGAACAAACUUAAAAUGUAUAAAUGAAUGGUUUGUUUAGGUCAUAUUUUUCCAUGUUCUGUUCAUUAGUCAGAUUCAAUUAGAUGAGGGGAACAAUCCUUUUUUUUAAUGGCUAGCUCAGAAUGAGCUUUCCAAGUUGUUUAUAUAUUAUAGAGAUCAGUCCUUUCCAGAGCCCAGAUAAUUUAUUUAGAAGUCCCAUCAUUGGAUGGUUCGGUAGUUGGGUUUCCCAAGGGACUUCUUACGCCAGCAUAGCUGACCUAAGUUGUAAAAAAAAAUGUACAAAAGAAAAGAGUUGCCUGGUCAUGUGUAUAUCUCUAAUCUUGGAAUAUUCUCAAACCAUUUCUGUCCAUGAUACCGGUAAAGGUACGGAUUCCAAAUUUGGACCAUUGGGGAGGAUGUAAAAGGCUGCCCUACAGAUCGCAAGGCAUUCUUGUGAUAUAUUGGAGCAUGCCAUUUUGAUUCCUAGUUGCGUUGUUUAACAACUGGCGCAAAAUGGAAAUUGUGUGAGCCAUAAUGGGACCAAAGCAUACUUGACAUUGUUUAAGGGGUAUAUCUGUGAAGACCACCUCUUCUAUGGCAAUAGGAGACAAUAUUUCUCUCUAUUCAGCCAAGGGGAAAAAUAAUCAUGUCUAAAACAAUUUAGGAUGGGUUGAAAUGCUAGUGCCUGGAAAUACUAUUUAAAGUUUGGUAGGGAUAGUCCUACGUCUUUCCCUCGUUGUGAUUUUGUUCACUUUAGAGAGAUGUCUGGUCUAUCAAAAGCUUUUCCUGCAUGGAGAGAGAAUACAGCCCAAGGAGCAUCGAAUAUAUGUCAUAGUCAUGGGAGGUUAUCCAAGGAUAAAUGUUUUUAAACAAACCCAUGUGGGCCAAUUUGGGUAAGUCUCGAGAUGGGACGACAGCAUCUUGGAAAAAACGUUUAAUAUUUACGUUUAUCAAAGAUAGGAAGAACACUGGCAGGCAUCCUUACCUUUUUUUAACUUAAAGUGAAAUUAGUGCUGUAUUCACAUCUCUCCCAAAUGAACCUUUGUGAACAGCUGUGUUAAUCAUUUCGAGCAAUAGUGGACCUAAUUGAUUCCCAAAAUUGUACUAGACCUCAGGAGGAAUACCCUCCCAAUCCAGGUGAUCAUGCUAGCCCCAAUGUCCUUUUGAGUUUACUGAAAGACAUUUGGGCUCCCAGUGAGGUGGCUUCCUCUGAUAGAAGAGGUGUUCUUAAUUAUUUUAGAAAGGACUGGGUUGGUGUGGAUUUAUAAUCCGAGGUAUACAGUUCUUUAUAGAAGUGGGAAAAUAUUUGAUUCAUUUGGGUUCUGAUGGUAAUUCCCGUGUUUCAGAUUCAAUAGUCGCUAUGUCAGCUAAUUGAUCAUUAAUCCAUAGCUCGUUGACCAGUAAAUGACUGGGACGAAUACCAUGAAAGUAAUGGUUGAGUCUAACUCGAUGGAUGGCAAAUUCUGCUCUCUAUAUCUUAUCAGUAAAUUAAGUUAUGUCUUGACAUUGGAAAGAGUAAUAGCUACCUGGUCUGAAAAUAGUGUUUGUUGAGAACUCACUAACGCAGUUAACGUUUCCAAUUUUGAUAUCUUAUUUAAUUAUAGACAUUCGAGACAAGUACAAUGAGACCAUGUCUCUCCAGCAUAUACUCUCUGAUUACAACCUCAUUGAUGCCUGGCGAGCAAAUAAUCCUAAAGCAGAGGAGUACACUUUCCACUCAAACAGGCAUAAUACGUUCUUCUGUCCCGAUAACAACAUGGAAAUCAGUUAAUUCUAACUAUGUUCAGAGAAUCAAAAAACCUAGGAUCAUAUGAAUUUGGAGGAUACACAUUAAGGCAUUUUUCUUUCCAUUAUGGACACAUUUAAGGAAAGUGAUUCUGCCUUCUUGGUCUUCGCCUUUACCCAAUAUUAUAAAUACACCUUUUAGUUUUGUUCGGGGCUGAAAAGCAGUCAUUUUUUUUUUAUUUUUUUUUACAAAUUCUCUUUUCUAUGUGUGUCCUUUUUGAGCAGAUGUGUUUCUUUGAACUUUGCUAUAUUAAUAUGGUUUCUUGCUAGGAUAUCAAGACAGCAGGGACGUUUAAUAGAACUAUUAAGGCCCUUCAAAUUCCAAGAGAGAACAGCUAGUGUGGACAUUGAAGAAGAAAACAAAAAGAAAUCAUAAUGUAUUAUUAAUGGAUGUAAUUUGUUUAAAUUAUUUAAUUUUUUGGUUUCUUUCCUUUCUUUCCUUGUUUUUUCUAUCCUUGUCUUUUAUUUAAUUUUGCUCAAUCGUGGGCAUGUAAUACCAUUGACAGCCGUUACAAAUAGCCUUCUCCCACAUUAGGGAAGUGGGAGCUAAAGAUUCAUGGUCCCCCAGACUAACCGCCACACCUCCCCCAGAACACCCCACUACCUCGGUGUGGUGGACACAUUGUCAUAUAACUGGCUAUCAGGAGCACAUUUCAUUUGUCUAUGAAAUCAGGCCCAUCCCUCUUGAUGUGUUAUUUGGUCCAACUUCUCAGUAAAAUCUUGACCUCCCACUUUCUUUUGCAAUAAAUCCUCCCAGUGUCUAAUAUUGUUUGACAGUUAUUUUGAAAGAAUCUAAUACUAACAUAUCGGUUUUGAGUUUAAAAAAUGAAAACCUUCCCCAGCAGAAUCAAGAGAUUCUUUAUCGUGUUGCAUCUCUCCCUUAAGUCACAAUUUAACUCUUUGUGGAGAUAUAACACAAUAGUAUAAAACAGGGAGUAAACACUUGUACUUUUGCCCAAAAUUUGGAAACUAUGGCCCAAUGCCAGACAUUAUGUAACAAAUCCUCCACUUCCACACCAAAAAAUUUGCACAAAUGGGAUUGUUCAAUGCCCCAUAUUUGAAACAUCUUGUAGCCAGAAAUGUGUACAAGAUCUUCAACUGAAACAUUCGGAUUGUGAAGAUUGUUUUAUACUGAACAAAAAUAUUAACGCAACAUGCAACCAUUUUAAGUUACAGUUCAUAUAAGGAAAUCAGUCAAUUGAAAUAAAUUAAUUAGGCCCUAAUCUAUCGAUUUUUCAUGACUGGGAAUACAGAUAUACAUCUGAUCACUGAUACCUUAAAAAAUAAAUAAAGUAGGGGCAUGGAUCAGAAAACCAGUCUGUAUCUGGUGUGACCAGAGCGCGACACAUCUCCUUCGCAUAGAGUUGAUCAGGCUGUUGAUUGUGGCCUGUGGAAUGUUGUCCCACUCCUCUUCAAUGGCUGUGUGAAGUUGCUGGAUAUUGGUGGGAACUGGAACACACUGUACUCAGUGGGUGACAUGUAUGGUGAGUAUGCAGGCCAGGGAAGAACUGGGACAUUUUCAGUGUCCAUGAAUGGUGUACAGAUCCUUGCGACAUGGGGCUGUGCAUUACCAUGCUGAAACAUAAGGUGAUGGCGGCUCAUGAAUGGCAUGAAAAUGGGCCUCAGGAUCUCAUCACGUUAUUUCUGUGCAUUCAAAUAGCUUUCGAUAAAAUGCAGUUUGUUGUCCGUAGCUUAUGCCUGCCCCUACAUAACCCCACCGUAAACAUGGGGCACUCUGUUCAUAAUGUUGACAUCAGCAUAUUGCUUGCCCACACAACGCUAUACACAUGGUUUGCAGUUGUGAGGCCAGUUGGACGCACUGACAAAUUCUCUAAAAUGACGUAGGUGGCUUAUGAUAGAUAAAUGAACAUCACAUUUUCUUUGCAACAGCUCUGGUGGGACAUUCUGUAGUCAGCCAAUUGCAUGCUCCCUCAACUUGAGACAUCUGUGGCAUUGUGUUUGACCAAACUGCACAUUUUAGUCGCCUUUUAUUGUCCCCAGCACAAUGUGCACCUGUGUAAUCAUCAUGCUGUUUAAUCAACUUCUUGAUAUGCCACACCUGUCAGGUGGAUGGAUUCUCUUGGCAAAGGAGAAAUGCUCCCUAAAAGGGAGGGAACACAUUUGUGCACAACAUUUGCAAGAAAUAAGCUUUCGGUGCGUAUGGAACAUUUUCUGUGAUCUUUUAUUUCAGCUCAUGAAACAUGGGACCAACACUUUACAUCUUGCGUGUAAUUUUGUUCAGUGAAUGGGAGUAUCAAACUGCUCUUCCCAGAUAGUGGAAUGGGAUGGCAACCAAUUUGUUGUUUUCCAAAUGAAAAUGAUACGUCUUUAUAGAUUUUAACUCUACUUAACCGUCAGUAGCUGUGUUUUCAUCCAAUUGGUGACAGAUUUUCAUGCAAUUAUUUAAAAAUAUGCAUUAAAAGAAUAUGAGCAUUUUCCCACAAGUGGUGUGUCCACAAAACAGAUUUGUUCCAGAUAGAAAAUCAGUGUGUGAUGUUUUUAUGUACAGAAUAAAACUCCAGUAGCAGUGUGUGGAUAAAAUCACUGGGGAAGCCAGACCCGCCAAACGUUAACACCCACCCGCUUAACCCGGAAGCCAGCUGCACCAAUGUGUAGGAGGAAACACCGUUCAACUGAUAACCGAAGUCAGCCUGUAGGCGCCCUGCCCACCAUAAGGAGUCGCUAGAACACGAUGAGCAAAGUAAAGCUCUCACCGCCUAACCCGGACGACGCUGGGCCAAUUAUGCACCGCCCUAUGGGACACCCGGGCUGGGAUCGAACCCGGGUCUGUAGGGAUGCAGUUCCUUAGACUGCUGCGCCACUCGGGAGGCCCAAUCACUCACAAUUUAGUCCAAUCACUGUAAGCUAAAUAUAAUUUGGCUGUCCAUGGUUCUGAUUUAUGUGUGUGUGUGCACAUUCAUACAAGUAGAAAAAUAUGUUGACUCUCCCUAUUUGUUGAGAAACGCCAAUGCCAUCCUCCUCUUGUUAUUGUUGAUGAAACGGUCUAUCACUCUGUCAUACAGUACACACUACUUUUUUGUUGUCCUAGGCUACCUGGCUAAAAUGCUUGCUCGCUAGCCUAACUUCCAUUCUUGGGCAACGUUAGCUAGUUAACAUUAGCCUUCUACAUCUAGCUACAUAUUGAACUUCCAUCCUCUCGGGCCAGGGGCACAACAAUGAUUUGAAUUAAUGGUUGGAUCAGAAUCACCAUUAUAAUCAUUGGCCAUUACCGAGAAUUAAAUCCACAAGUCCAAAUCUCGAUGUCCAUCAUGGCUAAUGUAGGAAAGUGCCAACUUUAGCUAGCUACUCUACAGUUUUGUCACACAAACUGUUGCAUUAAAUAGCAAAUGUGCCUACUCUGGUCUUGGCACGUGCGAUCUAGCCAACAACUAUCAAAUACCGUGUGGGUAGGCUAGUCUACAUGAUGAGAUUAUUAUGGAUUAGAAUAUGUUUGUCAAACGGCAGUCGAGCAUCGAUCAUCAUGUUACCAGAAUCGGCACUUUCACCACCCUGUGAAGUUCAUCGUAAAUAAUUUAUUCUGUAGUUUAAUAAACUGUGUGGUUUCCCGAGUCAUUGAGGGAGGACCACACACCAUAUCAUCAUGUGACUCCAAAUGUACUUCGAUAUGAUGGUUGUUCUAUAAAUAUUUGAGGGCGUUUCCACUGCCAUUUCUCGCAAAAUACAUUUUACAGACGCAGAAAGAUCCCACCAUGUCAAACAAACAAAUUAUCGGUCAGCAUUUAUGAAAUGGUACCGAAACUUCCUGUUUCCAUCAGUUGUCAGGAUUUUUGAUUUAUACGCUAUGACGUUACUCGCAUAAAACUGGAUGGAAACAUGGUUUGUGAGAUUUAAUGAGGUCUACAAACAGGUUCUCUUCUCUUUUAACCCUUGUUGUCUUUAAAGACAGUCUCACUAUACCAAACUCCAUGUCUUUAUGUAUAAUAUGUCGGUUUCUGAUAUAUUAGUCUUUCUUAGUCUUCAUUUUGUCGUUUGUACUUUUUACAUCGAAUAUAGACCCAUGUAUUAAUUUAUCCAAAAGCAAAUAGUCCAAAGAAACUUACUGGUGUGGCAAUUAUGGUUUUAUGCUUUUAAUUCAUGCACUGAUUUUUCUUGUAGGGUUAACAUUUUUGGCAUGGUUGAUCCAUCCCCGCACUUGAGUUUUGUCUGUCCUCCAUUCAGUGACACAUUCCACUUUCUCAUUUAGGAGUUGUUUGUGAAAUCUAUUGUUGCCUUUGUGAAGCCUUGCACAAAUAAGUUGGAAUCCAACUGGCUAGCUAGACCAGUACUAUAUUGGAAGUGAGUGUCACACACACCUAGGUACACACAUGUUGUUAACAUGUCUAUUCAGUAUAGAUGGUUGACUUAACUUGACUAUGUCCAUAGCAUCUGAGUUCUUUUUUUACCUCCAGAACUCAAGGACAUACAGUUAAGGCUAUGAUUUAGUCCGACAUGAUGAAUAUAAUGAAAUAAUAAGUGUAGGACAUAGAUUGAUUUCAUUUUUAAGUGGUGUUUUUUUUUAGACAACCAUAGUCGAGGGAUUUAACCUGUAGAUCUUACAUAAGAAUUUCCAACAGUAAAUUCUCCUGGACAUGCAGUCGUUGAUUUGGUGAUCUCCAAUACUAUACACUUGCCUCGUACACUUUGUUGGUAGGAUGAGAAUUUAUAACAAAGAUAUGCAUGCAAUCAAUAUGAGAGGACUGAUCUAUUCUAAAACGGAACCGUUUCAGGGGGUCAGAAGUUGCUCGUAGGCAGUCGACCUCAGAUCAGUGUCUAGGGGCAACUUCAGCCUCCUUUCAAGGGGUGGCAGCAUGCGAACACAAUACCUUUUUUACGUCAGUAGAGGGAGCAAGUGUUGCAGAAUGAGGCAUACAGUUUGAUAACGCCAUACCUCUUUUUAUAAACUAGCAUUUCAAGGGUUUUGAUACACACAACUCAAAUACUGUUUGUUAUAAAGAACUGAGUUCAGAUGACAAAAAUAUAUAUAUUUUGCCGCUAACUAAUGGCUUCGCUGAAACGCAGGUCUUGUUUUUAUCCGGUGGGUAUAACAAGAUGCUAAUGUUCACUGUAGGUACAAGAUGGCUAACAAAUGCUCUUUCCUUCUCCUUCAGAAAUGUAGACUAUUCUCCAAUUCUAAUUCAGCAUCAAUGUUGUUUGUCUUUUAUUUUAUGGAAACAUGUCAUAUUGUUUGUACUUUUUAUACUCUGCUAGACUACAAUUAUUUUUCAUUUUAACUUAUUUUAAUUCCACCAUAUUUGUCUUAUCGGUAGGCCUAAUUUAUACUUUUGUAGUGACUAUUUUGAUAUACUGCUGAUGAUAGGAUACAAAGUUGUUUUGUUUCAGAAUGUCAGAAGUGACUGCACUGUAGAAUGUUCUGAAAUACGUUACCCACUGUAGUAUGUGCUGUGUGAAUAAACUGGCUGAAAUGAG
This is a messenger RNA of Oncorhynchus keta (chum salmon), 12080 nucleotides long. Its product is annotated as zinc finger protein 618-like. Gene Ontology annotation, molecular function: protein dimerization activity. The record is from RefSeq and is a predicted model, not a curated record. The transcript is spliced from 14 exons. Lineage: Eukaryota; Metazoa; Chordata; Actinopteri; Salmoniformes; Salmonidae. The coding region runs from base 479 to 3163 and encodes 894 amino acids.